AUGGACAUCAUCCCCCGGCGUCUCCUCUUCAUAGCCUCAAUAGGCAAUCCAGCCCCGUACCAAAAAACCCGCCACAGCGCAGGCCACCUGUUGCUGGACGCCCUAAAACCGCUCCUAGAAACCACAAUGCCAAACACAGGCCUAUACCACGAAACCUGGCAAAGCCCCGCAUACAUGAACGAAUCAGGCCCGAAACUCGUACGGCGCUUAGAACAAUGGGCAAGCGAGCGGGCAAACCGACUCGAAAGAAUCGCCAAUGUUACCGCAGCCCGUUCCUCAACAAACCUCCCGCAAACAACUACAUACCCAACCACACUCAUCAUUCUCCACGACGAACUGUCCAUUGCUCAAGGCAAGGUACGGGUUAUACGCGGCGGGCCUGAAUCGUUUAGUUUGCGAGGUCAUCGCGGUCUGAUCAGUAUCUGUGAGACAUUGCGGAAGAAGGGAUUGUAUCCGCGGUCGUCUGGUGCGAAGGGUGUUUCGGGGCCGUUGGCGGAUCUUUCGAUCUUGCGUAUUGGUCUUGGGAUUGGACGGCCGACGUCACAUGAUACGAAAGCUGUUUCUGAUUAUGUGCUGAAGACUGUUAGUGAUAGUGAGCUUAAGGCUUAUCAUGCUGCGGCGAUGCCUGUUGUUGUUGCUAUUCGGGAUGAGCUUUUUAGGCCUGCGGGGAAGGUCUGA
Penicillium griseofulvum is the source of this 678-nucleotide messenger RNA. Its product is annotated as Peptidyl-tRNA hydrolase. Gene Ontology annotation, molecular function: peptidyl-tRNA hydrolase activity. The record is from RefSeq and is a predicted model, not a curated record. Lineage: Eukaryota; Fungi; Ascomycota; Eurotiomycetes; Eurotiales; Aspergillaceae. Bases 1 to 678 code for a protein of 225 amino acids. The transcript has a single exon.